AAGUGGCGACGAGACGUUAAAGUUUAAAAUGAAGCAGCAGAAGUGAAAGUUGUAGGUGGAUCUGAUAUGAAUCUGAGCUGCUGACUGAUGAGGUCAACAUGGCUGAAACACACAGAGGGACGACGCAGGGCAGGAAGAAGUGGUGUGUUCCUCAGAGAAGUGCGACUGAUGUUCGUCCUCCUGAGAGAGAAACUGACACACAUCUGGCGGUUCCUUUCAGAGGUCACAUCUCAGGCGGGAUGCGGCCAGGAAAAAAGGUCGUCGUGGUCGGUGUGGUGGACCCCCGUCCUGACAGGUUUUACAUCGCGCUGACGCGUGGUCGUGGAACGUCCCGGGAGCCUCCGCCUGAUGUGGCUCUGGAGCUCUGUGUUCGGUUCAAGGACCAACAAGUCCUGCGCAGAGCCUGUGAGUCCGGAUCCUGGGGGGACGCGGACAGAGCCGUGCCUUUCUUCCCCUUCAUCAAAGGCCAGCCGUUCAAGGCUGAGAUUCACUGUGAACACGGUCGAUUCCGUGUGUUUGUGGACGGACAGAAGCUGUUUGACUUCCACCACAGACUGACGUCACUCAGCGACAUCGACACGCUGUGGAUCAAAGGAAGCCUCACAAUAACCAAACUGGCCUGAAGACAGGGAAACUGUCAAACUGCUGACUGGACCAGAUGUUAAAACGGAGAGAAAAGAGUCUCAGUGUGUGUUUCAUGAUGAGGGAAGUGGAAACUGUGUCCUCUGUGACGACGUUGAAACAUUGUUUUGUUGUUGUUGGUUUCUCUUGCUGCCAUUAACUCGUUUUAAAUAGAUUUUAUUGCCUACAGAUGUUCCAGAUGUUCAGCUUCUCCGACUGUAAACAUGAAAAAAAUGUGUCUUGGGAUUUACUGAAGGCAACAGAGGCUGUGGUGGGAUUGUUUUUAAAUUUUGUUGUUUUUUUUAAUCACAUUUUAUUAUGAUUGGUGGAGAAAGUUUGGAGAUGAGUACGCUGUGAUCUGAAGGUGACGACUACCUCAAACCACACAGUGUGACGUCCUGCUGCCGUUUAGAAUUAAUAUGAUAUGCAUGAGUAUCUGUCUGAGAAAUAAAUCAUUAUGUUUGAACUCACUUUUUAUAUUCAGUGUGUGUCUCUGUGUCUUUACCAUCCAGUGAAAACUGACAGAAUAUGUUUGGAUUUUUUUGUAUAGUUUUUGAAAUAAAGUGAUUAAUGACUGCA
Messenger RNA from Centropristis striata (black sea bass), 1200 nucleotides. RefSeq names its product galectin-related protein-like. Bases 99 to 623 code for a protein of 174 amino acids. Gene Ontology annotation, molecular function: carbohydrate binding. NCBI's taxonomy places the organism in Eukaryota, Metazoa, Chordata, Actinopteri, Perciformes, Serranidae. The record is from RefSeq and is a predicted model, not a curated record. The transcript is spliced from 6 exons.